Molecule: messenger RNA, 336 nt
Organism: Cooperia oncophora
Lineage: Eukaryota; Metazoa; Nematoda; Chromadorea; Rhabditida; Trichostrongylidae
Source: the annotation of a GenBank genome assembly
AUGCGAGCUCUGGUGGAGGUUACGCGUCCUCUGGCGGAGGUUAUGCGUCAUCCGGCGGAAGCGCUCCUAGCGGAGGUGGCUCUUAUGGAGGCGGUCAGAGUGGAGGUGGCUCUUAUGGAGGCGGUCAGAGUGGAGGUGGCUCUUAUGGAGGCGGUCAGAGUGGAGGUGGCUCUUAUGGAGGUGGAGGUCAAGGAGUACAAGGAGGAGGACAAACUGGAUACAACGGCCCGGUUGGAGGCGGUCCCACUCAAGGAGGCGGACCCUACAAUGACGGAGGUCAAGGCGGCCAAGGCGGUCAAGGCGGAAACUACGGUGGAGGUCAACAGGGUCAAGUAG